AUGAGCGCCUGCAGCAGGAGGGCGCUGACCCUGCUCAGCAGCGUCUUCGCCGUCUGCGGCCUUGGCCUCCUCGGCAUCUCCGUCAGCACCGACUACUGGCUCUACCUGGAGGAGGGCAUCGUGCAGCCCCAGAACCAGACGGCAGAAAUCAAGCUGUCCCUGCACUCGGGGCUGUGGAGGGUCUGCUUUCUGGCAGGCAUCUACAGAGGACACUGCUUCCGAAUCAACCACUUCCCUGAAGACAACGACUAUGACCACGACAGCUCGGAAUACCUUCUCCGCAUUGUCCGUGCCUCCAGUGUGUUCCCCAUCCUGAGCACAAUAUUGCUGUUGCUGGGAGGACUCUGUGUUGGAGCAGGAAGGAUUUACAACAGCAAAAACAACAUUAUUCUCAGUGCUGGGAUUCUCUUUGUUGCAGCAGGACUAAGUAAUAUCAUAGGGAUCAUUGUCUACAUAUCAAGCAACACGGGUGACCCAAGUGACAAGCGAGAUGAGGACAAGAAGAACCAUUACAACUAUGGUUGGUCCUUUUAUUUUGGAGCUUUGUCUUUUAUUGUGGCUGAAACUGUCGGUGUUCUGGCUGUGAACAUUUAUAUUGAGAAAAACAAGGAGCUGAGGUUUAAGACCAAGAGGGAAUUCCUUAAGACUUCUUCCAGUUCUCCUUAUGCCAGGAUGCCAAGUUAUAGGUACAGGAGGCGGCGGUCCAGGUCCAGCUCUCGAUCCACAGAGCCUUCUCCAUCCAGGGACAUUUCUCCAGUUGGCAUGAAGAUAGCAGGCACCAUUCCCAUGAACGAAAUCUCCAUGUACACUCUUUCCAGAGAGCCCUUGAAGGUGACAACAGCUGCCAGCUACAACGCGGACCAAGAAGCCAGUUUUCUGCAGGUUCACAACUUCCUUCAGAAGGAAUUUAAGGAAGGACUCCAUGUCAACAUGGUCAACAGGAGAACAACGCCUGUUUGA
This is a messenger RNA of Chaetura pelagica (chimney swift), 960 nucleotides long. RefSeq names its product voltage-dependent calcium channel gamma-5 subunit. The coding region runs from base 1 to 960 and encodes 319 amino acids. The transcript is spliced from 5 exons. Gene Ontology annotation, biological process: positive regulation of synaptic transmission, glutamatergic; regulation of AMPA receptor activity; transmission of nerve impulse. The record is from RefSeq and is a predicted model, not a curated record. Lineage: Eukaryota; Metazoa; Chordata; Aves; Apodiformes; Apodidae. Gene Ontology annotation, molecular function: voltage-gated calcium channel activity; channel regulator activity. Gene Ontology annotation, cellular component: voltage-gated calcium channel complex; postsynaptic density membrane; AMPA glutamate receptor complex.